UUACUGUCAAAAGACACAUAGAUUCAAAUAUUUCAAAUUUCCUAAUUCGAGGUUUAUGUCAUAGUAUUUGUAAAUUUGUGCUGUGUUUUGUGAGUGAUAACGAUAAACGUGACGAUAAGACAGUCAGCACAUUUUGAAGAAAACAUUCUAUAAUGUCACAAAAUAAUAACCCAUUUUCCGAAUUAAUGGGAAGCAAAAAUAAUGAAUCUAGUAGUGGCAAUUCAGAAUCUAUUUCAGUACAUAAAAUAACAUCAAAGAAAAGCAAUGAAAAUCAGUGCGUUGAAACAAUCAACAACAUCGUCGAAAAUGUUUUCCACUUUACCAUAAAUGCAGAUGCUGCUGAUGAAAAGUCUGGCAAGCAGCUCGUUUAUCUUGAAGAAUUAGCGCAAGUUAUGAAUUUAAGUUGCAUUGAUUUGGAGACUUUAGAACAAGCUCUAUUUGAAAGAUUACUUCUUGGAGACAUAGAAAAAAAUGUGAUCCCCAAAUCAAGCAAAGUUUUCAAAGAACAUGUUGUUCAAAAACUUGUUUUCCCUUACUUAUUUAACUCUAUGCAAAAUUUACAAAGCUAUGAGAAUAUAAAUGAUGAUAUAGUAAGAAAUGGAAUUAAAAAGAUGAAAGAACUAAUAUUUAGAAAUGCUGUUACUGUCCUUAAACAACCUGCAUUAUUUGAAGAGCAGGAUUUUGCAAAACAACUUUUGGAACUACUACAGCAUGUAGAUCCGCAAAGUCACAUAUUCUUUAUUGAUUUAGUAAAAGCCUUCAUGGCUGAAGGAAAUGCGGAAUCAAAAGACCAAUUGAGAGACACAAUGAUUCCAGUCCUGAAAAAAAUGCACAUAGAACUGAAAAGUUUUAAUAUAAUUGACUUGCCAAUUUAUAUUUUGCCAUCUAUUAAUUUAUUUGCAAGUAGUCCAUUUUUAGCACCAAUUUUAUUGGAAGCAUGUGAGCCAGAAGAUGAAACUAUUGGGAUUCAUUACCAAAAUACAAUUAUAGGUGGAUUACUUGCUUUGUCUCCUCUUCCAAGAACAGCAGCAGCGACUCAGACCUUUUUUGAUAAUCCCUUGGAUCAGACGUCUAUAUCAAUGACAGAAACAUCUCUUUGGAAUGCUACAUCACAUCUUAUAAACAAUAUGCACAGAGUAUUUUUGACACUAUUAAAGGCAGGCCCUGACAUUAAAUAUAGGCUACUAAGAUGGAUUGCAAAAUGUCUGAAAAAUAAUGCAGCCAGGGGCAAAUUGUGGAAUAUUCAGGGUGGUGAAUAUAACUCGUCCACAUUAAAUUAUGUAUCAGAUGGUUUUAUGUUAAACCUGGGUGCAGUUUUAUUACAACUUUGUCAACCAUUCUGCUCUGUGCCAAAUGAUCCCAAGUCACUUAAAAUAGAUCCAACAUAUGGCGCCGUACCUCCUGAAGAAUGCGAAGCGAAAUCAGUGCACUUGGACUGCCUUCAUACGGAGACAUGUCUCCUCCCAGCUCGGGAAACUGAAGAGGGAGUAACUGUUAAACGUCCAACCGCCGAGACAUACAACUUUGUUACUGAAUGUUUUUUUAUGACACAGAAGUGUAUCGACUUGGGUUUCCGCGUUUGUGUCGAAAAGCUGUACCGGUGUAGCCAAGAAGUGAGCAGGGCCCAACGUCAAGCGGGGGUCGCCGGAACCGCUAGUAAUUUAGUGGAACGCUUAUUACAAUUUCAUAUGACCAAAUAUUUGUGCCUCCGUUGCGCGUUGUUGGAGAAGGAGACUCUCGCUAACCUGCAUCGCUUCCAAGCGAUGACCUGCACUUGGCUGGUCCAGGUCUCGAUUCGGGAGAACGAGAUCCGAUCGUGCUACGCGCCCGGCGUCCUGGCGCCCGUGGACCUGCCCGUCUCCACGCCGCCGCCUGACACGUUGAGAUGCGUUCCUGAAUUCGUGUUAGAAAACGUAAUAGUGGUAAUAACGAUGGCUCGACGCAUGGUCGGCGCCGUCACCGAGGAGGCGGACCUGGCUGGACUGCUGCAGCCCGCUCUGACGCUCGUGUUGGCCUUCAUGAGGGACUCGAGCAGGACCUACAAUCCACAUUUGAGAGCCCGAUUGGCAGAAUGUCUGGAAGCAAUGUUACCGAACCAUGGCGACGAACAACAACCGCUGAGCAACAUGGCGUCCUUCUAUCGGGAACAAUUGUUUAAGGAGCACCCUCACAGGCUGCAGUUAGUGCCGUGCCUCUUGGACGUGUUCGUAGGCAUCGAGAUGACGGGCCAAAGUGUCCAGUUUGAGCAGAAGUUCAACUACCGCCGACCCAUGUACGUCGUCAUGGAGUUCCUUUGGGGCAUACAGGAGCACCGGGAUGCUUUUACUUAUCUCGCAGACGAAGCGGAAGCGAACAUGGAGGCAGUUCAUCCGCCAAUUUUCCUUCGCUUCGUGAAUUUGCUGAUCAACGACGCCAUCUUUCUUUUGGACGAGGCCCUCAGCAAUAUGGCCCAGAUACGCAUCAUGCAAAAUGCGCGAGAAUCGGGCGCAUGGGCAUCCCUUCCUCCACAAGAGCGUGAGCAGAACCGGGCAAAUCUGACCCAUAUCGGAAUGCUGGCCCGUUUUGAUAAUAUUUUAGGGAAAGACACGGUUCGCACGUUAGCCCGUUUGACUGCGCACGCGCCGCACUUUUUCUGUCACCCGACUUUGGUCGAUCGAGUUGCCUCCAUGCUGAAUUACUUCUUGUUGCACCUCGUGGGACCUACCAAGAGGAAUUUCAAGGUAAAAGACAUGAAGGAAUAUCAGUUCGAUCCGGCCGUAAUAGUCCUGGAUAUUUGUCGGAUGUAUGUGGAACUCGGUUCCAACGAGAGGUUCUGCGCUGCGGUCUCUGACGACGGAAGGUCCUAUUCGCCACAGCUCUUCGCCCUGGCUGAAACGGUUUUGGUGAGAAUUGGAGGAGGCUGUUUAAUAUCAUCCCUACAAGAAUUGGCAUCCAGGAUUAGCACAAUGGCCGUUCAACGAAAACGCGACGAAGACAUCCUCUCGAACGCCCCGGAAGAGUUCCUCGACCCCAUCAUGAGCACCCUGAUGCUCGACCCGGUCGUGUUGCCCAGCUCCAGGACCAUCGUAGACAGGACCACUAUUGCUAGGCACCUCCUGAGCGACCAAUCGGAUCCAUUCAACCGUUCCCCGUUGUCAAUGGACCAAGUGAAGUCGGACACGGAACUAAAGCAGAGGAUACACGCGUGGAUCGCCGAACAAAAGCAGAAAGUGCAAUUGUCUGAGAGUAGUUCUUAAGUUAUUUAAAAAUGCCCAUUGACAUUUCGUAUAUACUUAUGAUACAGUCUCGUCCCAAUCGGGUACGGUGCAGACUGUCAAUCUGUUUUGCCGGAAAUCGAACUCGGGACCUACGGUACAGCUAAUAGUUGUAUAUCGAUUAAACAUUUUAAACUAUUAGUUGGUAAUAUUCAAUUUCUGAAUGUCUUUAUUUUUGUUUGUUAUUAAACAAAAUCCGUCUAAUUCAGUUUUAACGGAGCCACUGUUCUCUUUUCGUGGCGAGGAGGGCGAGGAGGACGCGAUUUGAUAGUGUAGUUAAAUAGCUGUAAGGGUUUUAGUGCCGAGGUAUUUUCGGUUUCCUUUAGAAAGUCUUUUUAAAAGCACUACCAUUAUUCGUUACUUAUAUUUGAGGUUUCAAAAAAAUACUUUUUCCAUAAAUUUUUGUGAUAUUAUUUUAAUAAAAAUUUCAUAAUUGCUCAAUAUUUUGGAGUGAUUCGCUUUUCAAGUAAUGUUACUUGUUUUCCCACCAAUCUAUAUGCGGUUUAUUUAACUUUAUAAAGUUAAAUUAUGUCCAUAGCGCGUAUUAUAUAUUGCUUGUUAGUAAAUUAACAUAUUUUUUUUUAAAGUAAAUUCUAUUUGUUCGUUAUUUUUAGAAAUACUGUUGUAUGAAAAACAUUUUUUUAGCCGUUUACACUUCUCAAGGUAAGUUUCAGUCGAGACUUAGCACCAAGUUUGCCUUCCUCGUGUCAAAUCCGAUACGUUUUUGACAUACGUGAGUCACCCUUAGCUCUACGUCUCGGCUCCGAACCUUAACCUAAGUGUAAAACCAUGAUUACUACAUUUAGUGUAAUAAAGUCGUCGUUCCAAACGGUCCCAAGACUACUUAUUUUGUAUGAUCUUGUAAUGUAAGAACACAAUAAUUGUUAUAAAAUGAGAAUAAACUUUUUGGUGUAA
Molecule: messenger RNA, 4169 nt
Organism: Pieris napi
Lineage: Eukaryota; Metazoa; Arthropoda; Insecta; Lepidoptera; Pieridae
Gene: Ube4A
Product: ubiquitin conjugation factor E4 A
Exons: 16
Coding region: 153-3236 (1027 amino acids)
Biological process (GO): protein polyubiquitination
Cellular component (GO): cytoplasm; nucleus; ubiquitin ligase complex
Molecular function (GO): ubiquitin-ubiquitin ligase activity
Source: RefSeq, a predicted model, not a curated record